This is a messenger RNA of Artibeus jamaicensis (Jamaican fruit-eating bat), 2514 nucleotides long. RefSeq names its product NAD(P)H quinone dehydrogenase 1 (gene NQO1). Gene Ontology annotation, cellular component: cytosol. The record is from RefSeq and is a predicted model, not a curated record. Gene Ontology annotation, molecular function: NAD(P)H dehydrogenase (quinone) activity. The transcript is spliced from 6 exons. Lineage: Eukaryota; Metazoa; Chordata; Mammalia; Chiroptera; Phyllostomidae. The coding region runs from base 464 to 1288 and encodes 274 amino acids.
CAGUUUCCAGAGCACGGAAAAAUUUCCCAGGGGCUAAGAGAAGGACGAAGUCUGCCCAAACAAGCCAGGACUCCAGCAGAAACUUUCUCCUGUGUCCCGAGGCGGUGGCAGGACCCUGACCAGAUGGGCGGGCCUCCCACCCGGCUCCAGGAGGCCCCACUCACCUCCCACCCCGGGAACAGCCUUCUUCCUUGUGGAGUCCCUACCCACGAUCCAGACUCUCCGCCCGCUCCUCCCUAGAAUUGUAGCCACCGAGAGCUCUGCCCUGCAUCCCAGGGCUUGUGUGGCUGACUCCGCCUUUGCUAGGUUUCUGGCACAGUGGGCCGGGCUGGGUCCUGCCAAGUAUAAAGUAGCCUCGGGUCUGUGGGCUGCACCCAAGCCUCCUAAAACCCUAUCCCCUUCUCCACCUGACCUGGAUCGCCCAGCAAACACCGCCCCAGGGAAUCAGUGCACCACCGGAGCCAUGGCUGCCAGAAAAGCACUGAUUGUACUGGCUCACGCAGAGCGGACAUCCUUCAACUAUGCCAUGAAGGAAGCUGCUGUAGAGGCUUUGAAGAGGAAAGGAUGGGAGGUCACGGUGUCGGACCUAUAUGGCAUGAACUUCAAUCCCGUCCUCUCCAGAAAGGACAUCACAGGUGAACUGAAGAACCCCGAGAACUUUCAGUAUCCUGCCGAGUCUACUCUAGCUUAUAAAGAGGGCCGUCUGAGCCCAGAUAUUGUGGCUGAACAAAAGAAGCUGGAAGCUGCAGACCUUGUGAUUUUUCAGUUCCCACUGCAGUGGUUUGGAGUCCCAGCCAUCCUGAAGGGCUGGUUUGAGCGGGUAUUUAUCAGCGAGUUUGCUUACUCGUAUGCUGCCUUGUAUGACAAGGGACCUUUCCAGAAUAAGAAGGCAGUGCUUUCCAUCACCACUGGUGGCAGUGGCUCCAUGUACUCUCUGCAGGGUGUCCAUGGGGACAUGAAUAUCAUUCUCUGGCCAAUUCAGAGUGGCACUCUGCAUUUCUGUGGCUUCCAGGUCUUAGAACCUCAACUGACAUACGGCGUUGGGCACAUUCCUGCAGAUGCCCGAACUCAGGUCCUGGAAGGCUGGAAGAAACGCCUGGAAAAUAUUUGGGACGAGACUCCACUGUAUUUUGCUCCAAGUAGUUUCUUUGACCUAAACUUUCAGGCAGGAUUCUUAAUGAAAAAGGAGGUCCAGGAAGAACAGAAAAACAAGAAAUUUGGCCUCUCUGUGGGCCAUCAUUUGGGCAAGUCCAUUCCAACUGACAACCAGAUCAAAGCCAGAGAAUAAGAUUCAUAAGACUUGAUUUCUUUCUAACAUGUAGCCAAAACUUUAGGUUUCUUUUUCAGGCUUCCUUGACUUGCUAUAGUUUUUAAGAUUUGUGUUUUCCUUUUUCCAUGAGGAAUGCGUAGGACAAAGAAUAGAUAACUGAUACAUUUUUUGGAUCGUUCUAUUAAACAUAACUGAUUCUUACAGUUGCUAUCAUGGCAAAGUCUGAUUAGGCUCAAGAGGCCACUUAAGGUGUAAAGCACGGAAAGGUAUAGCAAGAUGUCAGACAAAUUCUGUAAGGUCCUCUGUACUAUUUAAUCCCUUUUAAGGAUAAAUCUGACUAGGAAGCAUCCAACUCUCUGUAGUUUAUGGCAAAAGGGAGUUGUCCAGAGAAAGCAAUGACUGAAUCUGUCUGACCUAGGGGACUUGUUUAGUAAUCAGUAAUCUAUGCUUAUUUGUGAUAAUCUUGGUCUUAAUUACUACAUAGUGACUGACUUGCCUAAUAUGAGUGUUACUCUUCCUUUAACUUUGGUUGCUGGUAUACAGUACACACAGGUACACUGAAAUGAAGUUAAUAAAAGUCUCCUUUACCUCAAUCUUCUACUUUAAUGUCUACAGAAAUGAAACAACACGUCUGUAUACUACAAUUCACUAUGAUGAAUGAAUUCAAGAAAGGAAACAGUGCCCCAAUUCUUAAAAGAGACUUCCCAAAACACUGCUUUAUUUCUGACCUGUGUAACCAUCUGGAAGGUUUAUUCCCUGUAUCAUGGUUAAACUGAUGACUUUUAAGAAUAUAUUUUGCUCCCAUGACUUUUGGGAUAAAGUUUUAAGUCUAGAGUUUCAUUUACUUUGGUGAACAAUUUUGGCACAAUAUUCUAAUUUUGCAUGUAAAUUGUUAAGGGUAGCUGUAUACAUAGUUGGUGUAAUUCAAGUAGAAUUACUUGAAUGUGAUGAAAGACUGCCCUCUUGUUGAUGGAAACCUCUUUGCAUCAACAAAUGAUGCAAAGCAAGGUUGCCUGAAACUGGGAAUAGAUUCAUACCUGCCAAGGAAAUGAUGGUGUCAGUCUGGAGAAACUCGUUUGCCAGAUGCCAACAGGCACUGGGUAGUUCUUCCUUCUGAAGUAUCCGCAGUGACAUGGCUUGGUGCUUCAGUUUGAAAAUACUGUCUUUUGCCUUCAUCCUCCCUGCAGUCCUAUGUAUGUUUCUAAAAGUUCCAAAUGAAAUAAAAUCCAUUUCUGCAAAACAAA